Actinia tenebrosa (Australian red waratah sea anemone) is the source of this 3078-nucleotide messenger RNA. RefSeq lists its product as uncharacterized. NCBI's taxonomy places the organism in Eukaryota, Metazoa, Cnidaria, Anthozoa, Actiniaria, Actiniidae. Gene Ontology annotation, molecular function: nucleic acid binding. Gene Ontology annotation, biological process: DNA integration. The record is from RefSeq and is a predicted model, not a curated record.
AUGAAAGAAUACCUGAUUAAGGGGUACGCUAGAAAGUUGACGGAUGAGGAAGCCGCUAAACGCAGCAACGUGACGUGGUAUCUCCCACAUCAUCCGGUCUUGAAUCCCAACAAGCCCAAUAAGGUUAGGAUCGUCUUUGAUGCUGCCGCCAAGUUCGCUGGAGUAUCAUUGAACGACUGUCUACUGCAAGGUCCGUGUCUCACCAAUGAUCUCUCCGGGGUGCUAAUAAGAUUCCGACAACACGAAGCUGCAUUCACCGCGGACAUAGAGGGCAUGUUCAAUCAAGUAGAGGUUACUCCAGAAGACACGGAUGCGUUGAGGUUCUUGUGGUGGCCCGGAAGUACUGAUGAUCCGCCCCAGAAAUACCAAAUGCUGGUACACAUCUUUGGCGCCAAAUCGUCACCAUGUUGUGCUAAUAAGGCUCUGAAGAUGACAGCUGAAGACAACAAACAGGGAUACGACCCACAAUUUAUUGAAAGCGUGCAUAGUAACUUUUAUGUAGACGAUGUCCUGAAAUCCACUCCAACAACAGAGGAAGCUGUGCACAUUGCGACAGAACUAGUUAAGAUGCUAAGAGAAGGAGGAUUUCGUCUAACGAAAUUCGCCAGCAACCGUCGAGAGGUUCUAGCCGCACUCCCACAAGAAAGCAGAGUCAACCCAACGAUGGAUCUGGACUUGGAUCAGCUACCUAUUCAACGCACAUUAGGCAUCUCCUGGGACGCACAAACUGGCACCUUCCAGUUUAAGGUCAUCCCUACCGAAAAGCCACUAACCAAGAGAGGAAUCCUCAGUGUUGUCAGCUCGUUAUUUGACCCMCUAGGAUUCGUGGCCCCGUACGUCCUACCGGUGAAAAUACUUCUGCAAGACCUUUGGAGAAAAGAGUUUCUUUGGGAUCAGGAAGUUCCGGAACCUUAUCUCACGCUAUGGCGAAGGUGGCUGCAGUCCUUGCCGUACAUCGUGCAGAUCCGUAUCCCAAGGUGUUACAAAACCGCUGGCCUCGGCAAGAUAACAACUUUGCAGUUGCAUCACUUUUCUGAUGCUUCCAGGAGAGGUUAUGCUUCAGUGUCGUAUCUGAGAAUGGUAGAUGAAGAAGGAAAAAUAAACUGUGCCUUUGUCAUGGGGAAAAGUCGAAACACCCCUCUGAAAGAAUGGACAAUACCAAGACUAGAGCUACAAGCGGCCAUACUUGCAACACGUUUGAGCAAGUCAGUCCUCAGGGAAUUGGAGGGGCCAGUAGAUGACGCGCAUUUCUGGUCGGAUUCAAUGACAACGUUACAGUACGUGCGAAACACAACCCGAAGAUUCCAUACCUUCGUGGCCAACCGUCUGACAGAGAUCCACGAGAGUACGACUCCCGAACAGUGGCACUUUGUUCCCGGCAACUUAAACCCAGCCGAUGAGGGAUCGCGGGGAAUGGAUAUCCAGUCCUUUUAUCUGGGCUGCCGCUGGUGGCGUGGACCAGACUUUCUGUGGAAACACGAGGAGGAAUGGCCAAAGGAAGAAAUCGGUGAACUUGCAGCUGAUGACAAGGAAAUCAGAGUCGAAAAGAGCAUCAUGUCCACCUCAGAGUCCAGUGUAGAACAGAUAUUCCUGCGUUAUUCGUCCUGGCCACGUUUGCUGAGAGUUAUGGCAUGGGUGCUUCGCUUCGUCAAGAGAUUAAGGAAGGUAAAGAGUGAUCAUCAAGUAUCAAAAACAAUCACCCUGGCUGAGCUUCAAGAGGCGGGCCAAGAAAACUCGAGACUACCACAACGCCAAGUACUACAAGAAGAAUACUCAGCUCUAGUGCAAGGCCGACAAGUCAAGGCUCAGAGUAAACUAGCUAACCUGAGUCCGACCCUCAUUGACGGCAUGAUCCGCGUGGGAGGUAGGAUUCACCGAGGACCGAUUGCAUUUGAUGCUGCGCAUCCGAUCAUACUUCCCCGAGAACACCCAGUGUCUAACCUGAUCGUACACCAUUACCACAGAGUUCUCAGCAAUGCCGGUCGGGAGCAUGUCCUAUCUGUAAUACAUCAGAAGUAUUGGAUACUAGGAGCAAGAUCUCUAGUUAAAAAUGUCUCACGCAAAUGUGUGACCUGCAGAAAACGGAGCGCAAAUCCAAUGAAGCAAAGAAUGGGGGAUCUGCCGAAGGAGAGGCUGGUGCCUUAUCAGCCACCCUUCACUUACACAGGACUAGACUUCUUCGGGCCAUUUAAUGUAAAGCGUGGCCGUACUAUGAUGAAAGUAUAUGGAUGUAUCUUUGUCUGCUUCAAUAGUCGAGCAAUCCACAUAGAAGAUGUCAGUUCGCUCGAGACUGACGCGUUUAUACAGGCCCUUCGCAGAUUCAUCGCGGUUCGUGGGUGUCCAAAGGAGAUCUGGUCCGAUAACGGGACCAACUUCACAGGAGCCGAAAAAGAACUCCGACGCUCCGUCAAGGAACUGAAUACGGAAACCAUUGAGAAGGAACUCCGCUCCAAGGAAGUAAAAUGGUACAGUUGUCCUUUGCCGAAAUGGCAGUUUCAGCMUCCUACAGCGAGCAACAUGUCAGGGGUCUGGGAGAGACUCAUCCGAAGCGUGCGCAAGGCUAUGAAGGGCGUCCUAGGCGACCCAAACUCAACCAUUGGUUGGGAAACGCUUCGCACGGUGUUUGCUGAAGUCACCGCCAUCCUGAACAGCCGCCGACUUUGCCCUUGCAGUGACGAUCCAAAUGACGUCGAAGCACUUACACCAAACCAUUUCUUACUACAGAAGAAGAAUAUUGUCGUCCCUCCAGGUGUAUUCGGUAAGGAAGAUCUUUACGGCCGUAGGCAGUGGAGACAAGCUCAGUUUCUGGCCGACUGCAUCUCGACCAGAUGGCUACGAGAAUAUGUCCCGACGCUGCAGCGACGACAGAAGUGGACCCUUGACCUGAGGAACCUCGCUGUGAACGACUUGGUGCUCCUCGCAGACAGUUCUCUACCAAGGACUCGUUGGCUUCUCGGAAGAGUUACAAGGAUCUUCCCAGGUGAAGACAAACGUGUACGAGUUGCAGAAAUCAAGACAAAGAGUUCCCUACUAGUUCGUCCUGUAAACAAGUUGUGUCUCGUGUUGGAAGCAGUGUGA